Molecule: messenger RNA, 3242 nt
Organism: Gadus macrocephalus (Pacific cod)
Lineage: Eukaryota; Metazoa; Chordata; Actinopteri; Gadiformes; Gadidae
Product: adenosine receptor A3-like
Exons: 4
Coding region: 140-1732 (530 amino acids)
Biological process (GO): G protein-coupled adenosine receptor signaling pathway; adenylate cyclase-activating G protein-coupled receptor signaling pathway; vasodilation
Cellular component (GO): membrane
Molecular function (GO): G protein-coupled adenosine receptor activity
Source: RefSeq, a predicted model, not a curated record
AAUUGUUUAUAUUAUUUGCAUAAUUAAUGUGUAGUCGAAUUUGAUUUGUUCAAAGCAUCGAUAUCAUUAUCAAAUCCUCUUUGUUCCUUCUCCUAGGUGUUGCUCCCACUGAGUUCAGGACAGCUAAUCCCUUGCUAGCAUGAACACAACUGGCGGUUGCAUGUCAUCCAUGCCGCUAGGUUACGACUCCAUCUUACGAGCUCCUUACAUCGCCGCCGAGCUGCUAAUAGCACUGGCCGCAGUCAUCGGGAACCUCCUGGUGUGUCUGGCAGUGAGGUGGAAUCGGAAACUCCAGACCGUCACCAACUACUUCCUGGUGUCGCUGUCGGUAGCAGACAUCUUGGUGGGGCUGUUAGCGAUCCCCUGUGCCGUGCUGACGGACCUGGGUCGACCCCACAACGACCUGCCCCUCUGCCUGGUCCUGCUCAGCAUACUCAUGGUGCUCACCCAGAGCUCCAUCCUCAGCAUGCUGGCGGUGGCAGUGGAGCGCUACGUUGCUAUCCUGCGUCCCUUCCACUACCAGCGGGUCAUGAGCCCCAGGAACGCCCGGUUGGCUCUGCUCCUCACCUGGAGUCUGGCGCUAGUCUCGGGCUCCGUGCCCAUCAUGGACUGGCAAAGCCAGAGCCACGACGCUGGCUACUGCCUCUUCACCUGCGUGGUGGACAUGUCCUACAUGGUCUACUUCAACUUCUUCGGCCUCCUCCUCCUCCCGCUGCUCGUCAUGUUCGUCAUCUACGCCCACAUCUUCUACACCGUACGGCACCAGCUGCGACGCAUCGCCGUGGCCAGGGGGUCGCCCUCCUCCGUGGCCGGCCCCACGCCCUCGGCGGGGGUCUCCGUCGCCGGGGACGGGGGCACGCGAGGCCCCGAGACGCGGGGCGACGGGGCCGAGCAGGGGGCCCCCCCGCUGGGUGCUGCGGACUGCGGGGCGGGUGGGGCCGCUGUCGGGGGGAGUGGACAAAGAAUCGGCCCGAGAAGCGUUGGAGGCGAGGUGGUGGGCUUCUCUUCCGGGGGGGCCACUCGGUUCAGGUUUGGAGAGGGUAAGAGGGUCAGGGUUGGGGCCGCCGUGGACGGACCAGAUGCAGUGGUUGAGGAGGAGGAGGAGGAGGAUGGACACGCCAGGUUAAAGGCUGUCAUGGGGGGAGCUGAAGCUGGGGCGAAGAGAGCUCGGAGCAGGCCUGUGGACCGGGCCUCCAGAGGGGCCGUUGGUAAGACGACACCCAGGUUAGAGGCUCUGCGCGUGGCAGGGGGCUCGCGAGAACCAGAGCCGGGUGAACCAGCAGGCGCAGCGGCCUCCAAACAAACGGCAAGCGGGGCUCGAACCCAGUCCUUUGGACCGCUCAUCCAAACAAAGACUACUACCGUGUUCCGGAAGAUGUCGAGGCAGUCUACUAGGACUUCCUGCUCCGGUUCGGACGACCGCUCCUCGGGGUCGACAGGAGAGUCCAACAAACCCAGCACUGCGCGAGCCCGACUGGAAAUCCAGAAGGCCACCUCCCUCUUCCUGGUGCUCUUCCUGUUCAUGGUGUGCUUGAUGCCCAUCCACCUCAUCAACUGCAUCCUGCUGCUCCGGCCGCAGUGCCCCGUCCCCAUGAGCAUCACACUGGCGGCCAUUUUGUUGUCUCACGCCAACUCGGCGCUGAACCCCCUGCUGUACGCCUACAGGAUGAGGUCCUUCAGGCACACACUCAGAGGAAUGUGCUCGCGGAGAAGUACACCAAAGCACCACUAGAGGGCAGUGAAGGGUUUCGUACAUACAGAAAAUCGAGGUUUCUGUGAUAUGAUCUUAUGACACCUUUUCCCUCAAUUAUAGCUGAAAGGUGGCUCUAAAAUCUUACCUACAGCACCUUUUGAGGGUUUUUUAACUCUGUGUAACUUAAGUAAGUGAUGUGUGUAAAAACCAGGACAAUUACAAUUUGAAAUUACCAAGCCUACAGCAAGUUUUUGCUACACAAAUCUCAGAAUUCAGAUUUUUAACUUUUAACAUGUGUCCCAAAUCCUCUUUCGUAGCUUUUCAUACUGUAUAGUGAAACUUUUUUUGGUCAAGUGUCUUGUUUAUUAGAGACACUGUUUAGCUAAGAGACUGACAAAAACUGCAGAGCAUCAUUGACGAUAAACAUGGGCCAAAAUGAUCUUCCAUUAAUAACGGUUAACAACAACAUCACAACAAACACUUAAACACUUCAACAUAACUGCGUGCUUUAUUGAUAUACAGUAAAGCAUUUUAUAAUACAGUAGUAAGGCAUAUAUUUGGUGGAAUCUGAUAUGUUGUGGAGUAUCGAUGAGUAAUUGAAGGGCGGAAGAAAAUGACAACAAAAAAAACAUGGCGGGGUUGGGGGGAGAGAAAUUAAAUAAGGUUACAAUUAAACAUUAUAACUCAAUCGGAGACCCAGUGUGUGAUUCAAAGCACCUGAUCAUGCUCAGAGUGUGACGUAUCGACGGUGCCGAUUGCAUCUGCACGAUUUUUUCCAGAACUGUCCCGCGUUGAAGAAAACAAAGACUGCAUUAGGUCACACAUGCUGAAAGAAACACCUCACACAGCACAAAACUCAAUAUUUCAGAUUAUCGUAUUCAACCAAAGAAAAAAAAACACGUACGAGUGAGCGCGUCCAAGUUUUCUUGUUUAAACCACAGAUAACACGACUAUGUACCGUGUGUGACAGUAGCCGAUACUAGCAUGUUCCGCGAAUGGCGGUUGGCCAACGGUCACUCAUUCGACAGAAAGAGAAAAUCAUUUAAAUGCUUUCUAGUUGUGAAGACUGUUUGACGAAAAAAAACAGCCCACAGGGAAGAGAAGGGCGUCCAUCUUGACAUUCAGAUUCAAUGCAUGGACACAUACAGGCUUCUUAAUGUCAAUCGGACAAAGCCAACGCUAAUUAAUGUUGUUUGUUAAUUGAAAGAAUUUGAAAGAAACAGUUACAACUAUGGAGGUAUGAUGAGUAAAUGCCUUCAACCAUAGAGAUUAUAAAAUUUGAGAACUCAUUCGAGGUAGAGCUUGCUUUAUCGGCUCUCCUAGAACUUCGAUCGCUUCUUGGGGGAAACAAUGCUAGUUUUGUUUCAAACAUUUAAGAAAUUUCGUUUUUUGAGGAAAAAGGACCUAGGUAGUAGCCAGCCAGUAAUACUGUCAUGCGUCCAUUAAAAUGAAACAAAAAGAAAACAAAUAUACUACAUUCUCCUCUUCCAGUAUUUUCUAACAAAAACCAGUUAUGCUAUGCUCUAUUACAUAUAGUGUGUGCUCCUAA